GCCAGUGGCGCGUCGCCGAGCGUAUCCAGCCUGUACGGGCCAGUGAUGGCCGCGGAAUUCGCGACGUGCGUCACAUCGGCAUCCGAGUGACGAGCUUGUUUAUCGUAAGGCGGCGAGAUCCCGGCGAGAGAGAAUCCACGCCUCGCCCAAUCCCUGCGUCGGGCUCGUUCGGGCGGUUGCGCGUCUGUCUCGACGGUGUGUGUCGUGCGAUCCCGGACCGUACCCGACGGAACCGCUACGCCGCUGCAGUUCCGCGCCGGAGCCGACGAGAGCGACCGAUUGAACGGCCGGCUAACACUCGCCCCACGGCUAGUUUCCUCUCGCGACGGAAUCUCAUGGCGAGGUGGGAGUGAUAAGGAUAAUACGUGGGACGUUUCCGAGGAGUGGACGGAACGGCGACUCUACGCCCCCGUCGGUACCCUUUUUUCUCGCACGCUCGCUGGCGACACGCGCACAUCGAGCGCCCCAGUGAAAAUGGCGGAGGAAGGUGCGGGCGGAUCGGGAAACGGGAGCAGCGGGGAGACGAGCCGUUUGCAGCUCCUGCAGGAGAUGCGGCAGCAGAACUUCGAUACCAUUCGUUUCGCGUCGUAUCGCACCGCCUGCAAGCUGAGAUUUAUCCAGAAGAAGGUGCACCUGCACAACGUCGACAUAUGGAACGUGAUCGAGGCGUUCCGGGAGAACGGUCUUAACACAUUGGAGCCAUCGAGCACGUUAGGGGUCUCCAGGCUCGAAACGCUACUGUCUUCCCUGUUUCACGCGCUAAACAAGAGGGUGCCGGUGUCCCAGCAGUCUAAAGUCGACGCAACCACGGCCUUGCUCAUGAACUGGCUGUUGGCUGCUUACACCAGCGGGGAGAACAAUAAAAUAUCCGUAUUCUCGGUGAAGGUAGCUCUGGCAACGUUAUGCGCUGGAAAGCUGAUGGACAAAUUCCGAUAUAUAUACUCGCAAAUAUCCGACAGCAACGGACACAUGAUACACUGGAGGUUCGCCGAUUAUCUGAAGGAGGUCCUAGCUCUGACAGCGGCCGUUUACGAAUCCCCGUCGUUCGGAUACUCCGAAGGUCUCGCUAAUUCCAUCUUCCCCGCGAAUUCAAAGGUCACCGUGAACGACUUUCUGGACACGCUCAUGUCGGAUCCUGGACCGCAUUGCUUGAUCUGGCUCCCGUUGUAUCACAGAAUGGCAGCUGUGGAGACAGUGGCUCAUCCUAUAAUGUGCGACGCGUGUCACAGGGAGAAUUUCACCGGGUUUCGCUACAGGUGUCAAAAGUGUCACUCCUAUCAGCUGUGUCAAGACUGCUUCUGGCGCGGUAAAGUCUCGGGUACACACAACAACGAUCACGAGACGAGGGAGUACAGUAGUUUUAAAUCACCCAGCAAGCAGAUCGGCCAUUCCCUGCGAAAGAGCUUUCGAUGCGUCCCGGAGAAGGGGAAGAACAGCUUGCCGCGGUUUCCGGAGCAACCCGAGAAGACGUUAGAUCUGUCGCACAUAGUCCCACCGUCACCUUUACCAUCUCACAACGGUUUUCCAGAUCCAGGAUUUAUGGCUCCCUUUGAUUCAGGAUCGAUGGACAGCCGUUCGACUCUGAGAAGUAUGGACAGUUCAAGACUGGACGAUGAACAUAAAUUAAUAGCACGAUAUGCACAAAGGUUGGCACAAGAAGCAAGGACCAUGCCACGUACCGCGUCCAGAAUGUCCCAGGGCGAUCAAGCAGGCAGAGCACCGUCGGACGCGAAUCUAGCAUCGCUGGACGCGUCGCGGGCGCAGCGUGAGCUUAUAUCGCAGUUAGAGGCAAAGAACAAGGAAAUAAUGCGCGAGAUAGCAAGGUUAAGAAGGCAACAGGAGAUAGAAGCGGCGGGUUUGGAGAAUCCGGCGUUAAUGUCAGAACUGCGAGCUCUGAGGCAAAGGAAGGACGAGCUGGAAACGCAUCUGGCAACGUUGCAGGAUUCCAGGAGACAGCUCAUGGUACAGCUAGAGGGUCUCAUGAAAAUGCUGAAGAAUCACCAAGCGUCGCCGCGAUCAACACCGAACAGUUCACCGCGGAGUACAAAGUCGCCGCCUUUGCCGCCUGGCGCUAUUCCUAGCAGCAGAUCGGCACCGCCGACUCCCGGCGGUCCCUUGUCUACGACACCUCAGCAGCAACAGCAGCAACAACAGCAGCAGCAUCAGAAUCAACCGCAAAUCUCGCAGAGCUAUCAAAGUCCCGUCCCAACGACAGUGGCUAACGCGCAAGGCAACGCUAUGCUCGGCACGAUACAGAAUCCUAUCCCCGAUAGCUUGUCGUGCGUUGGCGGCGAUGUAAGGUCUGCAUUCAGGACAAACAGCUUACCAGGGAGCGGCUCCAGCAGUGCCAAUAAUAGUUUGGGCCGAUCCUUAAGAAACGACUUACUGGUAGCCGCCGACAGCGUUACUAAUGCCAUGUCGACGCUCGUGAGGGAAUUAAAUUCAGACUCAGACCAGGAGGACCAUUCUCACAACUCGGGACGAAUGAACAUCAGAAAACCGCUAGACUUUGAGGCCGGCGAGGACGGUGACGAUAGCAGCGGUGGCGGGAAUUCCUGGCGGGAGGAGCUGCAACGGCGUUACCAGCAGGAGAAUGACUUCCUGGCGGAAUUGCGAGCUCGCAACGCCAACAUGCCGCAAACGCCGUCGACCACGUUGUCCAGCGAUCUGGAGCAGGAACGCGGCGAGAGGGAGGAGGCGGAGGGAGAGAAGGAGGAUGAGAAUGACUCCAAUUGGGCGGAAGCGGUGAAGAGAUGGGUCAAUCGAUAA
Messenger RNA from Dinoponera quadriceps, 2769 nucleotides. RefSeq names its product dystrobrevin beta. Gene Ontology annotation, molecular function: zinc ion binding. Gene Ontology annotation, cellular component: synapse; plasma membrane. NCBI's taxonomy places the organism in Eukaryota, Metazoa, Arthropoda, Insecta, Hymenoptera, Formicidae. The coding region runs from base 475 to 2769 and encodes 764 amino acids. The transcript has 17 exons. Gene Ontology annotation, biological process: synaptic signaling. The record is from RefSeq and is a predicted model, not a curated record.